UUAAAAUUAAAUUUCUUGUUUAUGCUACUUCUCGAUUUUCACAAAUAUUUUAACUAACCAUGACAAGGAUCUAUGCCAUUGCAAUAUCGUGCAUACUUCAUUUGGGCUUGUGCACCUCAUUCUUUAUACACCAGUCGGAUGACGUCUGCUCAGAGACAAUACAUUUGCCCGCCUAUCUUGUUUAUCUAUCACUGAUGGAUCUCAUAUACGAAAAUGAGCUGAUACCCUCCAACUGGAGAUAUUUGCCUGUUUGGCCAAAGUUUAUCAUGGAGCUCAUGGUGACAGUGUGGCUGGGCGAAGUUUGCCUUGUAUUCUUUUGGUCCAACAUGGAGAAAAUCUGCGUGGGCCUCCUCAAAACAUAUUUCGAAUUAGAUGAUGUAUCACGCAUAGUCAUUCUGAAUUGUCUAAUGCUGCUACUAAGUGGCUUUAUAGCGUGGCUAGUGGGCAUCGAAACCAGGCGUAUGGAAAAACUAAAAAGGCUGUUUGGCAAUGUUAGGCACUCUCGUGUCGAUAGAGAGAUGAAUGAAUGGAUACUUAAAAACAGAGACUAUUUUAACUCGCAACUAAACAAAUAACUGAACCUAUACCUUACGAAUAAUUCAUGUCCUGGAUUGGGAUUUUAUAUGUGGUGCAUUAAUUAUAGUCAAUUUCUGAUCUAUCAAAGACUAUUUAAUUUUGUUGUCUUCAAAAUAAAAAUCAUUCAAAAUGAA
Messenger RNA from Drosophila virilis, 710 nucleotides. Lineage: Eukaryota; Metazoa; Arthropoda; Insecta; Diptera; Drosophilidae. The record is from RefSeq and is a predicted model, not a curated record.